This is a messenger RNA of Solanum verrucosum, 1826 nucleotides long. RefSeq names its product probable serine/threonine-protein kinase PIX13. The transcript is spliced from 6 exons. NCBI's taxonomy places the organism in Eukaryota, Viridiplantae, Streptophyta, Magnoliopsida, Solanales, Solanaceae. The record is from RefSeq and is a predicted model, not a curated record. Gene Ontology annotation, biological process: protein phosphorylation. Gene Ontology annotation, molecular function: ATP binding; protein kinase activity. Bases 158 to 1411 code for a protein of 417 amino acids.
AUCUUUCCUCCUCCUUUCCUUCUCUCUUCCUAAGAAAUUAAUGCAGUACUCCACAACCACAAGAAAACUAUCAACUAUUCUUAUUAUUUAGUAGCAACAACACAACUACUUCUCCCAAAAAUAUUACUUACAAGAGAAAUUUAAGAACAAAGAAAAAAUGGGAAAUUGUUGGCCAAAACCUGUUGAUGUUCAUCCUCCCACUGUCAAAUACUCUAAUAGUAUUCCUUCAGUGAUCGUGAAGAAACCAAUUAAUACUUCUCCGGGAAGGAACACAAGGAAUGUGGUGGCGCAGCCUAGCGGAGAUGGCGGUGAUUCGAGGAAAGUGGAAGUUCCGGCUAGUGGAAAAAUAAUCACGCCAAAUUUAAAAAUGUUUACGCUAGCGGAAUUAAAGAGUGCAACGCGGAAUUUUCGCCCCGAUACGGUGCUAGGAGAGGGAGGAUUUGGUACAGUAUUUAAAGGAUGGGUCGAUGAUAAAACAUUUGCACCUUCUAAAGUUGGAGUUGGUAUGCCUGUUGCUGUUAAAAAAUCAAAUCCUGAUAGUGAACAAGGCCUUAAAGAAUGGCAGGCUGAAGUAAAGUUUUUGGGAAAAUUUAGUCACCCAAAUUUAGUAAAAUUAAUUGGAUAUUGUUGGGAAGAAAAAACAUUCCUUCUAGUAUAUGAACACAUGCAGAAAGGAAGCUUAGAAAGUCAUCUUUUCAGAAAAGAAGGCGCGGAAGCAUUGUCAUGGGAUACAAGGCUGAAAAUAGCAAUCGGAGCAGCAAGAGGACUUGAGUUCUUACACACCACAGAAAAACAAGUUAUUUACCGCGAUUUUAAAGCUGCCAAUAUUUUACUGGACACGGACUAUAAUGCAAAGCUUUCAGAUUUUGGACUAGCAAAAAUGGGUCCAGUAAAUGGGGACUCACAUGUGACCACUAAAAUUGUUGGUACUUAUGGCUAUGCUGCACCUGAGUACAUGGCCACUGGUCAUUUAUACGUAAAGAGUGACGUAUAUGGGUUCGGAGUGUUGUUACUUGAAAUCCUUUCGGGCCGGAGAGUACUGGAUCUUAACAGGCCCAAUGGAGAACAUAAUUUAGUAGAUUGGGCCAAGCCCAUGUUACCUGACAAAAAGAAGCUAAGGAAAUUAAUGGACCCAAGACUGGAGGCCCAAUACCCAUCAAAGGCUGCAUUUCAAAUAGCUGAAAUUAUAGUAAAAUGCCUUGAACCUGAUCCAAAAAAUAGACCUUCCAUGGAAGAAAUUUUGGAAUGUCUGGAACAAUGUAACGGGAUCCAAAUGAAACCGCGAUCAAAAAAUACCACGAGAAAUCACAAUCAUCGAGGGCAUCGAUCACCUCUCCACGUUAAGAAAACAAGUAGUGGUAAUGUGAUUGGAAACCAAGGCUAUAAUGCUCCAACGAACCGUAGCUAUUGAAACUCGAAAGGGAGAUCAAUCAAAUGUUCUUUCUUUUAGUUAUACGACCAAUUCUACGAAAGAUCUUUAUGAUUUGUGGGCUUGUGUACAUCAAGGCCCAGUCCAACAAAGGCCCAAUAAGUAAGGCCCAUUAAGGGGCCCACUAAGCUCUGUUGGUAGUUUGAAAUGGUCUUAUGUAAUCAUGAGAAAAGCUGGCAUUUGUCUGUAUUCAGACUGGAGAUAGUCAACAUCAACAGAAAAAAGGAAUUCCACCUAUCACUAUAAUAAUUUUUAACUUUUUUUCAAAAAAUAAAAACUUUUUUUUUUCUAAAUAGAUAUGAUUGUAUCACCUUUUGUCUGUAUAUUUUUAAUUUUUUGGAUCCAUUUCUAGAGUGAUCAUGUAUCCUAUUCUUAAGGUCAAUAUUGAUUUACCUUU